GGACCGACCCGAGCAACCUUUGGAGGUGUUGGGGAAAGUCCCCAAGCUGGGUGGAAGUGACCUAGAGGGGAGCAACAGGAGGAGGGUACAGCCCGGGGAGGCGCCGCAUGAUUUCGGGGUCUGAACCACAGCAGAGGGUCCUGGGCUCACAGUCACCCAACUCCUGCCCUGCGAGACUCCACUGGUUGAAGUCGGCCCCUCCUAGCGCCCCAAUCUAGGUCACCAGCAGGGAAGGGCCGAGCCAGGGGGAUCGCUAGAGGGCGAGGGGCGGGCUGCCUGCCCCCGAGGUGGGCCAAGAGUAAGUGGUCUCAGGGCCUGCCCCUCUCACUUCCACUCGGUUGUAAUUCCAUCCCCGGCGGGUCGAGCCUCCCUCCCUCCCCCGGCCAGCAGGUCCCUCCCCGUCGGCUUCCUUCGCCGCCCCCGCCCCCCUCCCCGGAAAAGCCCUGCGGCUCGCCGCCGACUUCACUCCCGCACGCCGACCUCCCGGCUGCCGUCCUGCCUCCUUGGACUCCUCGGUCGUUCCUGGUCCAACCUCCCUCAGCCCUGCACCACCUCACCCGGGGCAGGGGAUCCACGGGGGCCGCCUCCCCCCCAGGUCCCCCAGGAGACGCCCUUUCUCUGUGCGUCCGGGACUUGGUGAAACUUUGCAGGCGCCCGCGGUGAAAUGGAUUUAAUCCGAGGCGUCUUGCUCCGGCUCUUGCUCCUGGCUGCCAGCCUCGGACCCAGCGCAGUGUCGCUCAGAACGGCUCUCCGAAAAUCAGGCAAGGUUGGACCUCCUCUCGAUAUCAUGCUGUACCCACUGAACUGCACAGAUUUCAGCAUCCAGUGGAAAAUGCCAAGGCAUCCUGGGAGCCCCAUCAUUGGGUAUACCGUCUUUUACUCCGAGGUCGGCGUCGAUAAAUCCCUGCAGGAGCGGUCCCAUAGUGUGCCACUCAGCCAGGACAUCCCUGCCCUUGGACAAUCCGAUCGUCAGGUGAUUUUUGAGGAAGUGAUCGGAGACUUGAAACCAGGCACUGAAUAUCGAGUGAGUGUAGCAGCUUACAGCCAGACUGGCAAAGGACGGCUUAGCUCUCCUCGGCACGUUACUACUUUGCCCCAAGAUUCCUGCCUGCCUCCAUCAGCACCCCAGCAGCCACAUGUCACUGUGGUCUCUGAUUCUGAGGUAGCCCUCUCUUGGAAACCUGGAAAGAGCGAAGGAAGCUCCCCAAUUCAGUACUAUUCUGUGGAAUUCAUCAGACCAGAUUUUGACAAGAGUUGGACCUUAAUCCAAGAGCGGAUCCAGAUGGACUCCAUGGUUAUCAAGGGCCUUGAUCCAGAUACCAACUAUCAGUUUGCCGUGAGGGCCAUGAAUCCCCACGGCCCCAGCCCUCGCAGCCGGCCCAGCGACACCAUCAGGACCUUCCGUCCUGAGGAGGCAGGAAGUGGCCACUAUGGACCCCGCUAUACAACCGACAUGGGAGUCAGUGAGGAUGAUGACGGAUUUGAAGACGACUUAGAUUUGGAUAUUUCCUUCGAGGAGGUUAAACCACUUCCUGCUAUCAAAGGAGGACAUAAGAAAUUUUGGGGGGAAUCCAAGAUGGCACCCAGGUCAAACCCAAAGACCACUUCUAGGCUUGUCCCCCCUACCCUAGCGUCUCUCCCAAUGACUACAGUGGCUCCCCAGCCCACUCCAGCGGAGAGGAAAGGGAAGAAUGGUGUGGCUGUAAUGCCGAGGCUCUUUGACAUGUCUUGUGAUGAAACGCUCUGCUCAGCUGACAGCUUUUGUGUCAAUGACUACACCUGGGGGGGCUCGCGGUGCCACUGCAACCUGGGCAGAGGUGGUGAGAGCUGCUCAGAAGAUAUUGUUAUACAGUAUCCUCAGUUCUUUGGCCACUCCUUUGUAACCUUUGAACCUCUGAAGAACUCCUAUCAGGCAUUUCAAAUUACUCUUGAAUUUAGGGCAGAGGCAGAAGAUGGUUUACUGCUCUAUUGCGGGGAGAAUGAACACGGGAGGGGUGACUUCAUGUCUCUGGCCAUCAUCCGACGCUCACUCCAAUUCAGGUUUAAUUGUGGAACUGGGGUUGGCAUCAUUAUAAGUGAAACCAAAAUCAAACUGGGGGGCUGGCACACGGUUACACUCUACAGAGAUGGGCUGAACGGGCUGUUGCAGCUGAACAAUGGCACCCCGGCGACUGGCCAGUCCCAGGGCCAGUACAGUAAAAUUACCUUCCGGACACCCCUCUAUCUUGGUGGGGCUCCCAGUGCUUACUGGUUGGUCAGAGCAACAGGAACAAACAGAGGCUUUCAAGGCUGUGUGCAGUCGCUCACCGUCAAUGGGAAGCGAAUCGACUUGAGGCCCUGGCCACUGGGGAAAGCACUCAGUGGGGCCGACGUGGGGGAGUGCAGCAGUGGACUCUGUGACGACGCCUCGUGCAUCAACGGCGGCACCUGUGCAGCAGUCAAAGCCGACGCCUACAUUUGCCUGUGUCCCCUUGGGUUUAAAGGUCGACACUGUGAAGAUGCUUUCACCCUGACCAUCCCUCAAUUCAGAGAGUCCCUGAGAUCCUAUGCUGCAACACCCUGGCCUCUGGAGCCCCAGCAUUACCUUUCCUUCAUGGAGUUUGAGAUCACGUUUCGGCCGGACUCAGGUGAUGGUGUCCUCCUCUACAGCUACGACACGGGCAGCAAAGACUUUGUGUCCAUCAACAUGGCAGGGGGCCACGUGGAGUUCCGCUUUGACUGUGGCUCUGGCACUGGUGUUCUCAGGAGUGAAGACCCCCUCGCCCUGGGCCACUGGCAUGAGCUGCAUGUAUCUCGCACAGCAAAGAAUGGUAUCUUACAAGUGGAUAAGCAGAAGGUAGUGGAGGCAAUGGCAGAGGGAGGCUUCACACAGAUUAAGUGCAACACGGACAUUUUUAUUGGUGGAGUCCCUAAUUACGAUGAUGUGAAGAAGAACUCGGGCGUCCUCAAGCCCUUUAGUGGGAGCAUCCAGAAGAUCAUCCUGAACGACCGAACCAUCCACGUGAAGCACGACUUCACGCGGGGCGUGAACGUGGACAACGCAGCCCACCCCUGCGUGGGGGCCCCCUGCACGCACGGGGGCAGCUGCCGGCCCAGGAAGGACAGCUAUGAGUGUGACUGCCCCCUGGGCUUCGAGGGGCUCCACUGCCAGAAAGCGAUCACAGAAGCCAUCGAGAUUCCACAGUUUAUCGGCCGCAGUUACCUGAUCUAUGACAAUCCAGACAUCCUCAAGAGGGUAUCAGGAUCAAGAACAAAUGCAUUCAUGAGGUUUAAGACAACUGCCAAAGAUGGCCUGUUGUUGUGGAGGGGAGACAGCCCCAUGAGGCCCAACAGUGACUUCAUUUCCUUGGGCCUUCGAGAUGGAGCCCUGGUGUUCAGCUAUAACCUGGGCAGUGGUGUGGCAUCCAUCAUGGUUAAUGGCUCCUUCAAUGAUGGUCGGUGGCACCGAGUCAAGGCUGUUAGGGAUGGCCAAUCUGGAAAGAUAACUGUGGAUGACUAUGGGGCCAGAACAGGCAAAUCACCUGGCAUGAUGAGGCAGCUCAACAUCAAUGGAGCUCUGUAUGUGGGUGGAAUGAAGGAAAUUGCUCUGCACACUAACAGGCAAUACAUGCGAGGCCUUGUGGGCUGUAUUUCUCAUUUUACCCUGUCCACCGAUUACCACAUUUCCCUCGUGGAAGACGCCGUGGAUGGGAAAAACAUCAACACUUGUGGAGCCAAGUAACACCAGCUGGCCUUGCCCAAGGGACACAGCCUUCUAUCCUGAGAAUCCCAGGGGCCCCGAGCCCCUGCCCGAUGCCAUACGCAGAGGCACGGGGACCAGGUGUGUUUCCUCUCAUCAAGGAGAAAGUACGCCCUGAUGAGAAACGAGACCCAAGACAGGAGUCCCUGUGUGGCCUUUCCUGCUGACACUCUGUGGGCCAAACCCAGCGGAAUACUCUGUGUAGGAAGCAUCGAAUUUUCUCCAUUGAAUGUGUAGGGGCUGCCAGAGAUCACACAUCAAUGCAAAUUCCAGAGCCUGUCUGCUGUAGCUCAAUGACUGUGUUGUGAUUCAUAGUGCAUAAAAAAAGAAAGGAAAAAAAAAAAAAAAUAGAGACCCAAAGGGCCAAAGGGCAGGAUUAAAAUACUUCCCUCCUUCCCUGACUCAUGACACUCUUACUGACAGCAGAAUGACCAUUUGACCUUGAACCUCGAAUUUCUCACCUUGGUCCGAGAAUUAUUAGGAUUAACCCCUUCCACUCCUCAGUGGCUAGUUCAGUGUGCUCUAUUCCAUGAAAAUAAGGAUGAGGGGAGACUAGACAUGGAAUCACAGUUAUAAUGCUGCCCCCUCCCCCAGUUUACCUUUAAUGGAAAACCCCUACUUUUUAUAAUGGAAAUCUAAGAAAAUGGGCACCAUGAUUUUGUAGCUGUCUUUUUGUAUGUGUAUAUUUUUAUAGCUGCAGAUUGUCCGCACGGUAUACUUUUGCCAGUUGGCGUGGACAACCCUGAAUUCUUUGCACACUUCCAAAAAUUUUUCUCCCCAAAGAGACUUGUUUGGGCCCUUUUGGCAUCAUUUGGAGUGGGAUAGGUAGCUUGGGGUGAGCACGUUGGGGAGCUGACCAUUCUCUUUUGGUAAACGUUGGCUCAAGGAGAUGAAUAUGAAGCUUCCAGAAUAAGCAGAUUAAAAGGCACUUACUUGUGUUACUGAGGUUGGUCACUGUCAUUUUUGUUUCAAGCGAGGGGGGAUGUCUGUAGGGAACCUGAAUAAAAGAGAUGAGAAGGCUAGAA
This is a messenger RNA of Prionailurus viverrinus (fishing cat), 4764 nucleotides long. RefSeq names its product EGF like, fibronectin type III and laminin G domains (gene EGFLAM). Lineage: Eukaryota; Metazoa; Chordata; Mammalia; Carnivora; Felidae. The transcript is spliced from 23 exons. Gene Ontology annotation, molecular function: calcium ion binding; protein binding. The record is from RefSeq and is a predicted model, not a curated record. Bases 665 to 3721 code for a protein of 1018 amino acids.